UAAACGGAGUUUCUCCGGUCUCUGUUCUCCCUCUCUUACAGUGACCGUGAGUCGUGUGGAAAUAUGGCAGCAUCUUCAGCGCGGCGGCUGCAGACCAAACCUGUCAUCACCUGCUUCAAAACCUUUCUUAUCGUCUUCAGUUUUAUUUUCUGGUUUGCAGGUACUGUCCUUUUAGCAGUUGGAAUAUGGGGCAAAGUAAGUUUAGAGGACUACCUGACACUUGUUGCUGAAAAAAGUACGAAUGCUGCCUACGUACUCAUUGGAACUGGUGCUGCCAUCGUCAUAUUUGGUUUCUUUGGCUGCUUUGCAACCUGUCGAGGCAGUACUUGGAUGUUAAAACUAUAUGCAAUGAUCCUGUCACUACUUUUCCUGGCACAACUAGUAGCUGGAAUUUCUGGAUUUAUCUUUCGGCAUGAGAUUAAAACCAUUUUUAAGGAUAAAUUUAAAGAGGCUGUAGAGGAUUACAACAGAACAGGGUCCCCAGUGGAUGACAUCCAGAAAAAUUUACGUUGUUGUGGUGUUCAAAAUUAUACUAAUUGGAUUGAAACUGAAUACUUCAAAGCACAUGGAAUCCCAGCAAGCUGCUGUAAAGAUAUCAGUGACUGUAAAGAUCUGAAAAAUGUUACAGUUGCCAAAGACAAAGUCUUUCAACGGGGUUGCAUUCAAUUAAUCAUUAACUUCAUGGAGACAAAUGUUGGAAUAAUUGCUGGAAUUGCUUUUGGAAUUGGCUUUUUCCAGUUGAUUGGAAUCAUGCUAGCCUGUUGUUUAUCAAGAUACAUCACAAACAACCAAUAUGAAAUGGUUUAAUGGAUCUAUCCAGGAGACCAGCACCUCUGCAGUUAAAGGAACCAAGCCAACAGACAUGUCUGUCUGUCUCUCUCUAAGCAAAACUGAUUUUGGUCAACGUUUUGCGGGUUUUUGGUGUAAUGUGCCACAGUAAUAGUGUUUAACCUUUCCAUAUUUAUCUCAAAGUUUAGAUAUGUAUGAGGCUGUACUGGUUAGUAAGAAAUGUAGAAUCUGUUCAGUCAGAAAAGCCUCAGUUUUACUGUCACAUACUACCUUGAGCUUUUCCAGUAUUGGAAAUUUUCUUGGCUUUUGAUGACUGAUUCUGUCUUUAUUGUCAAUAACUAAAUCUUUUGUCAUACAGACUAAAGUUUUUACAUAUUUUUACAAAAUUGAAGUUCAUCCUAUUGAAGGGAAUGAAACCCUAAAUAUAGUAUUUUUCUACAAUGCAUUGGAUAGCAGCUGUUUUACAGAGACUAUGACCUUUGGAAGGUGAAGCAAGUACCUUGAUGUUCUGAAAUUCUGAAUGAUUGCUUCUUCAAUUCUUACAUCCCCAAUUAUAUGCACAAGUAUACGCGUACACGUCUAACAGCUUAAACUAGGGCAGUUUGAUAUAAUUGGAAUUGGGCAAAUAUAUUUAAACCACAGGAGCUUUUUAUUAAUUACCCACAAAAGAACAAAAUAAAUUAUAGAUGCAAUUAAAACAAAUACAUAUUACAUACAAAUUUAAAUUUAUGAAGUGCAGUUUCUGUAUUUAAAAUCCAAUAUAAAGGUUACAAUUUUAGAGGUUUGAUUAGACUUGUGGAGGAUCAUGACUGAUCAUAAACAAAAUUGGAAUACUUGGGCUGCCUUGCCAUUUUCUCAGUGGCAUUGGUAGUAAAUUUGACCAUAAAUGACCAUAUUAAUUUAAAAGGCAUAUGCUCCUGUGGUAUGAUGCUGCAAAAUGAUCCUUUCAGUCUCCUCUUAAUUCAAUUUAAUAAAGAUUUCCUGUGUCGUGUUCACCCAUCCUCUCAUCUUAAGCACGGGAGAGUGUAUGCAGAGAAGAGCUUCAGUAUAAUGGAAAAUGUAAUGUCUUUCUGUGUCUUCCUCCUGUAUGUAAGCCAUCUGAUCUAAGAAUAAACUAAUUGUAGGAGCUAAACCUUCAUUUGUGAUCAUUUCU
Messenger RNA from Mobula hypostoma (lesser devil ray), 1942 nucleotides. RefSeq names its product tetraspanin-7-like. Gene Ontology annotation, cellular component: plasma membrane. The transcript has 8 exons. NCBI's taxonomy places the organism in Eukaryota, Metazoa, Chordata, Chondrichthyes, Myliobatiformes, Myliobatidae. Bases 64 to 807 code for a protein of 247 amino acids. The record is from RefSeq and is a predicted model, not a curated record.